AUGUCUCCAUCCCCCAACCAACAUCAACAGGCCGCCGGUGAGCCAAAGACCGGCGGUCUUCGCGAUGGCGACGCCAUUUCUGUCGACUCUCCCAGCAACGGUACGCCCGAGAAGACGUCCGGCGAGCCUGCUGCUCCUUACACCGAAGGCGAUAUGGAGAAGCCUCCAUUUGUGUUCACAACGCAGGCCAAUGGCGAAGAAGAAGCCUUUGACGAGAACGACCCCAGAAUUAAGGACAUCCCGGCCUAUGUGCGCCGCAUCGUUUCGCUGCACGACGACCCGGAUCUGCCCUGCCUCACCUUCCGGUACUUCGUCCUCACUAUUAUCUUCGUCAUACCUGGCGCCUUUUUGUCGAUGAUGAGCCAUUUCCGCACGACCUAUGCGCCAUACUCUAUCUUCUUCGUCCAGAUCGCUUCCAGUUAUUGCGGCGCAUGGCUUGCCAAGGUCUUGCCGGCGUGGGAGGUGAAGGUUCCGUUCACAAAGUUCAGCUUCAACCUCAACCCGGGGCCGUUCAACGUGAAAGAGCAUGUCCUGAUUACGAUUUCGGCGGCAUCGGGCGCCACUUACAACCUUGGAUACACCCCGGUUGCAAUGGCUGAGCUUUACUUCAACUCCAAGAUUCACCCAGCAGCGGCAAUCUUCUUCAUGUGGGGUAUUGUCUGGACUGGCUACUCGUUUGCCGCGCUGGCCAGGCAAUUCCUGAUCUACGAUCCUCAGUUCCCGUGGUUUACGGCGCUCUGCCAGACCGCCUUAUUUGAGACGCAAAAGAAGCAGCGCGAGGCCCCGACGGCCUCGUCUCGCAAGCAAACAAAGGUCUUCUUCUGGGCUCUUCUCGGCAUGACCUUGUGGCAAUUCCUGCCCGAGUACAUCUUCCCGAUGCUCGGAUCUCUGGCUUUCCUCUGCUGGGUGGCACCCAACAACCCGGUUGCCAACUUUGUCGGUUCUGGAUUCGGAGGAAUGGGCGUCCUGAACCUGUCGCUGGACUGGUCCAAUAUCUCGACAAACGGAUCUCUCUUCCUGACUCCGUGGUGGACCCAGGUCGUCAUGUUUGCCGGUUUCGUCUGCAGCGUGUGGAUCUUGAUCCCGGCGGCAAAGUACGGUCAUCUCGGCGAAUGGCAUAAGCACUUGAUGUCGAACAGACUCUUCCUCGAGAACGGCACGGCGUAUCCCACCACCAAGCUGCUCACCGCGGAUGUCUCCUUCAACGAGACGGCCUACGAGUUGUAUGGCCCUCCCUUUGUCAGCACUCAGGUUCUAUGGACCAUGUUCUUUGAUUAUGCUGCGUACACGUCGGCAAUUGCAUGGGCCGCUCUUUUCGGAUACAAGACUAUCAAGACCAGUCUUCAAAAGAUGCUGGACCGUAUGAGGAACGGAUCGCAAAUCAGUACGCAGUACAACGACCAGCUCAGCAUCCUGCAGCGGAGCUACAAGGAAGUGCCCCUAUCAUGGUUUGCUGCGCUUUUUGGUGCGUCAGCCAUCGCUCUUAUUACGAUCACAGCCACCGGAAACAUGUUCAUCCCCGUAUGGACAUACUUCGUUGCCAUUGGAACCGGUGCAAUCUUGGUUGUACCCCUUGGCUGGCUGUACGCACUAAGCAAUUUCCAGCUGGCUAUUGGUACAGUUAAUGAGCUGCUUUACGGAUUAAUGGUCAACUCUGUGAGCGGGUUCAAGAACCCGACUGGCGCAUCAGCAUACGGCGCCAUUGCCGGAAACGCAUGGUACCGCGCACAACUCAAUCUCCAGGAUAUGAAGGUCGGACAUUACAUGCACGUGAGUCCGAAGGCGGUGUUCUUCUCGCAGGUCUUUGGCUCAUUUCUUGGUGUACCCAUCAACUAUGCUGUUGUUCGCUGGGUUUUGGACACCAAGUUUGACUACCUCACGGGAGCGAAGGAAGACCCCGCGCACCAAUGGACCGCUCAGUCCCUGACCUCCAACCUCACAAUGGGUGUACAGUACGUCCUCAUCGGUCCCCGAAGGCUCUUCCAGCAACACAUCUACAAGGUCCUCCCGUACGGCUUCCUCGUCGGCGCCUUCACUCCACUCCUCAUCUACGGCCUUCACCGCGCCUUCCCUCGCGCCAAGUUCCAGUUGUGGAACUCGACCAUCUUCUUCUCGGCCAUGGCUAGCUUCUAUGGCAACAUCAGCACUGGUUACGUGAGCAGCUUGAUUGGUGGUUUCGUAGUCAUGUUCUGGGCGUAUCGCUACCGGUAUGACCUCUGGGCGAGGUGGAACUACAUCUUGGCUGCUGCUUUCGAUGCCGGAUUCAACUUCAACAUGCUGCUGACGUUCCUAUUUUUUGGUGCUGGGAAGAUUGUCACCAUGCCCAACUGGUGGGGCAAUGAGGCUUCGAGUUCCGAGCGCUGUUUUGCUCUUGAAUAA
Molecule: messenger RNA, 2379 nt
Organism: Colletotrichum orchidophilum
Lineage: Eukaryota; Fungi; Ascomycota; Sordariomycetes; Glomerellales; Glomerellaceae
Exons: 3
Coding region: 1-2379 (792 amino acids)
Biological process (GO): transmembrane transport
Molecular function (GO): oligopeptide transmembrane transporter activity
Source: RefSeq, a predicted model, not a curated record